AUGGAUGCAGUUGGCUUACAUUAUACCAGCAAAGAUGAGUUCAGUGAUGAUGAUGAUGAGCAAAAAUGUUUUGAGACAAACUUAAAAAAGAAUGUGGAAAUAACCAUUAGCAAGCCAGAGGUGCCUGUGAAGAUCAUAGAGGAUAGAGAGCAGGAUAUUAAGAGAGUACUGCGAUUCAGCUGGGUGCGGGUUGUUCUCAAAUACCGACAUUGUGAUGGGAACCUCUGUAUCAAAGUAACGGAUGAUGUAGCUUGUUUGCUGUAUAGAACAGACCAGGCACAAGACGUAAAGAAGAUCGAGAAAUUCCACAGUCAGCUAAUGCGACUCAUGGUGGCUAAGGAAUCCCGCAGUGCUGCCAUGGAAACAGACUGAAUUGCUGAAAAUAAAAUGAGUGCUCCGGUCAUAUUUCACUGGAAGAAAAUAUCUCUUGGAUUUGAACGAAUACUGGGACAGGAGAUGCUUUUAUGUACCGAAGUGGACUGAUGACAAGUCUGAAGCAUUUUUCCCCCCAGACUCUGCUUUGGAAAACUAGGAAAAUAAAUGCUUUCAGUUGAAAGCUUUAUAUUUAUUUUUGGGAAUUGAACAAGAAACUAUUCUUACACAUUAGGUAUGCUAAGAAGACCAGUAAAUAUUUUAAAUCUACAGUACUUUAGUCUGAAUUUGAUGGGCCACAAGCAUAUUUCUGGAAAGUUACUAUAAAAUGUCAUAUAGGUUUCAUUGUGUUCAUACCUUAUGCUGGUGUAUUCUCACAGUGAGAAGGUUUAUUAACCUGACUAAUACUGUAACAUGAUGACUGGAUCUAAUAAAUAUUUACAUGAAUUACAUACAUCACUGGGGUUUAGAAGACCAGAUGCUUUCUGAGGUGAAAUGUUAAAAUUGCUGAUUUGUAUUAACACUAUCACUAGCAAGAUUUUUAGCUCUUGGUAUUGAUCUUGGUCAUAAGCUGUGCAUCACUAUCUGUGAUACAGUUUGUAGAACUGUUAUAGGCUAAAUAAACUUCUGUAUUUUAAAAAUGAAAGUAAAACUUUGCUUGAAUAUUGCUAGAGAAUGGUGAGAAACUGGAUGGUUUUCUUCUGCUUUUGCAAAUACUGUUCUUAAAAAAUAGUCUGGCUUUUUUCCUUACUUGAACUGUUUUAUAGUAGCAGGGGACCUUUUCCUGUUCUUGCUUCAGGCAGAGUUGAACUGUAUCAGCAAGACAAAUUCUAGAAUCUCUUGCCUAUUAUUUUGAUGAAAAAAUGCAACCGGGCUCCCUUAUUUUAGCAGCUUGCUAACUGUGCAUUUUCCAAUGUUACAUGUGGCAGAUGGAUGUCAGCCAAUGAAUAAAUGGAUGAAAACCAGCUUAAUAAAUACUUAAAUACCACUGUCAAAAAUAGACCAAUGCUCCUGUGGCUUAGACUUGUUUUUCAUUGUUACCUCUGUUAGGGUGAUGGAAGCCUUAAUUGUCUCUUGCAAAGGCUUUUUGCUUGAAAACCCAGUAGCUGAAAUUGAUACUUGCUUUGACUAGAUCAUGCAUACUUAAAACCAUAUGAAUAUUUUAAUGUAAUUAUGCUAUUGGUAUAACUAGGCUCUUUCAGGACUAGUGUUUUGGCUUAAACCAAGCCACGAAAGUAAAGCAGAGCCAUACAAAGGCUCCUCCGUAGUGGCGUUUAUAUAUAACAAAUCAAUCUACUUAAAUAGCUACCUGCUGUCACUUACAUAAAAAUAAUUGAGCUACUCGGAAGCAGUGGAGUUCCUACAUUUGCCAAGGGCUCAGAAAAAAACCAGGCUUGAAUACUGCAUUAGAGUUACCCUUCCAGCUGAACAUGUAAUGUUACAUAUUGUCGGAAAAUACUGCAGUGCUAAAUUCCCAAUGACUACUCAGAUUCUAGUCUAUGGGAGUGACUGGUAUGUACGUAACACUUUUCUUGUUGCAUUGGCUUUUGAAAUACAAAUAAAUCCAGAGAGAAGGCUAAACUUUUUUCACAGUUAAACAAUGCAAUACUGUAAUGCUGAAAAUUUUCCUUGAUGCUCCAAAUAAUUUUCUUAAUAUUUGCAAUAUAGUAUAUUAGGUAGUUAAGCCAUUUUUGUCUAAAUCACUGUCCUGCAGUAUGAAAGGUUGCUACACAAAGUCACACAAGCAAAGAUUUAAGCUGUUAAAUUGAAUUGGCGGGUGAAAAGGUUGCCGUUAUUUUAGUGCAGUUUUUGGACAUCUCUUAAAUUGGUUUGGCACGUAGGUGUCUUCUGUGAGCUGAGAUGCAGAAAGGCUUGAGCGGUAUUUCCUUGUGCAUAGAAGAGAAAAGUAAAGAGAGAGAAGACUGUGGGUGGGCUUGGUGUACACUUAAGCAGGUUUUAGAGGGGGGCACUGUUAUCUUGUGAAGGGGAGCAAUUCCAGUGCUUCAUGUUAAGAGUAGUAGUUGUCAAGCAAAAGAGGCAGGGAAAUGCAUUUCUAGUUUUCUAAAUUCAGAAAUUAUUUCUGUAAAACCGUAAGGAAAUAUUAGUGUUACUUAUGUAAGAGUAUGCAUUGUUAAGCUUGUUCUCCAUAUACUCAGAAAAAUGAGGGUGGUUCUGUGUGGUCAUAAUACACAAGAACACUGAUAAAGCUACUGCUUAAAGAAAAAAACCCGACAAAACCAAGCUUUUGAAAACUUUUUUCAGAAAAAGACAGGUGCUUCUUGACUUUGUCCUGGAAUUCUCAGCUACUUCAAUACUGUGUUCAUGGGGUGGUAGAAAAGCUGUGAACUCAAAGCUCUGCUUUUUUGUGCUUAUACUCUUGUUGAGAGUGUGCGCGUGUGCGUAUGUACACUGAUCACUUUCCUAAUAAACUUCCAAUGAGUUAAUCCA
Athene cunicularia (burrowing owl) is the source of this 2820-nucleotide messenger RNA. RefSeq names its product signal recognition particle 9 (gene SRP9). NCBI's taxonomy places the organism in Eukaryota, Metazoa, Chordata, Aves, Strigiformes, Strigidae. The record is from RefSeq and is a predicted model, not a curated record. Gene Ontology annotation, cellular component: signal recognition particle, endoplasmic reticulum targeting. The transcript has 4 exons. Gene Ontology annotation, molecular function: 7S RNA binding. Bases 1 to 372 code for a protein of 123 amino acids. Gene Ontology annotation, biological process: SRP-dependent cotranslational protein targeting to membrane.